CUAACCCUAGUUCGAAACCUGCUCUUAACCCCCUCUUUCUACACUUCUUCAUCUCUUAUGAGAUGCAACCCUAACCCUAGCACGUUGAUUUUUCAUCUGGGGUUACAUUUCCAUAUAUUCUUGUGCAGUGGCUGCUGUUAUUAUAAUUGUUAUUUUUCAAUUUUGUUUGGUUAUUUAGAAAUUGAGUUUUGUUUUAUUUUAUUUUUGUUUGUUGGGUUUAAAAGGUUGUAAUUCAUCAGCAAGGUAUUGCAUUGUAUUUGAACUUGCAAGGGGGAUUUAUCAAGUACGGAAGUGAGCUUUCUAUUUGAGGCAUUUUUGUUUCAAUUUUUACAGAAAGAGUUUAGGGGUUUUAAGAUGAAUAUUACAAGUUGAUUUAUGUUCCAGAGGUACUUGUUUGAUUUUUGAGAUGAAGAUUUACAAGUUGAUUCAUGUUUUAGAAGGGACUUGGUUGAUUUGAGGAUAAAGCAAGACUUGGCUUUCAAACUGCUUUACAAGUCCUAGAAUUUGGGAUGUAUGGUCAAGGAAAUUAUGGUCCUCAGUAUGGGCAAGGUCCUCCUCGGGCACCAAUGCCACCGUUCCAACAACGCCCGCCUGGGCCUCCUCCUCCUUUCCAACAAGGACCUCCUCCAGCUGCACCCCCUCAUGCCAGUGCGCCAGGUGUUCCCAUGUACCAGUCCGGUCCACCUGCCCCAGUUCAGCAAUCUUACAUGCCUCCACCUCCACCUCCACCUCCACUAGUCCAUGGAAGUGCCCCAGUGGCACAUUCAUACCCAGCUGCUCAACAAAACUCUCAAUAUCCCUCACAUUUAGGGACCCAGAAUGCCCAUCACAUGCCACCGCCGCCGGUGUUGCUGCCUGCCCCACCUUUUGGGCAAAUGCGCCCAGAAGUGUUAAGGCCUCCACCACCUCCUAGUGUGCUACCACCUCCCCCUUCACAAGGACAAACGAUGUACAGGGCGCCCGUUCCUCCAUUGCCUGCUGGUGGUGUGCAGGGUCUUCAGCAUAUCAUGCCGCCUGCCCCUCCACCAAAUUCUAACUUCUUCAGUUCUGUUCCAUUUGGAUCUUUUGUACACCCAAUUCCUGGAGAUGCACACAUGCCUCCUUCCAUGGCUCUGCUGCCUCCACCUCCACCACCUCCACCACCUCCACCUUCUUCUCCACCACCCAUUCCACCUUCUCCACCGCCACCCACCUCUCCUCUGCCCCCUGCGACUUCUAUGGCCCACCAUUGUGAUUCUGCUUCCAGUUACAAUAGACUAUCUGGCCCUGAAGUCAUCCUGAAUCAGAGCAAAGAUGAUGGGCCUAUGCAUGAUGACAGUUCGAACUGGGAAGGUGGAACUGGCCAUGGGGCUAGCUCCUCCGAAAAGAGUGUGAUGGUGGAUCCUCCUCCACCACCUAAGCCAACAGAUGAAAGAAUUCUACAAAAGAUUGAGGUUUUAUGCCAGUUUAUUGCUAAAAAUGGUCCUGAUUUUGAAGAUAAGGCUCGGAAGAAUGAAUCUGGGAAUCCGGAGUUUGCAUUUUUGUUUGGUGGUGAGCCAGGAAGUGAAGCUGCAAUUGCACAUGACUAUUUUCUGUGGAUGAAGAAGAAACGUGCGCUGGCAGUUAAAGCACAUGAACGGCACAAACAAAGAGAUUCACCAUUAAGGCCUUUGGAAGUGGAGUCUUCAGUGCAGCCUAAUUUAUUGAUGGAUCCAGAUGCAUCGCAUUCAGCUGCUGAUUCUGACAUGGAGAUGGAAGGUCAUGAUUACUCAGCCUUUGGAAUGUCAAUUUCCAAAGUUCACUGCUCAGUCACAAAUUCAGUGGGAGCUCCUGAAUGCCAUUUGGACAGUGACUUCGAGAAAUCUGCUACUCCCCUCAUUGAUGAUUUAAUUCCAUCCAGUGCCUCAGCAGCUGCUUCAGGCAUUGGUUUUGAAAAGUUUCCUGGUCAAAUUAUCAAAGGUGCAAGCCCAUUCAGACUUCUACAAGACUAUGCUUCUGACGACAGUACAGAAAAUGGUGAUGUGCCAUGUGCUGAAGAUGUUAUCCCUGUAACUGCGUCACCAUCAGUCACAGCUGAUACUGGUUUGCAUAGAGAUAUUAAAUAUAAUCUGGACUCUGGUCUAGGAUCUGAGCGCUCUUGCAGGACUGAGAGGAGUUUUGAGCCAUCCUCUGAACCUGAAUCACCAGUGGAUGUAAAAGAAGUUAAAACAUCUAUUGCUACCAGAACCACUGAUGAAAAUGUUUUGAUUCAUGAAAAUGAGGCACCUAUUUCCCAUGGUGCUUCUGUCAGGGAUGGCCAUGAAAAAGGUGCUGGUGGUGGUGUUGAUAUUGUUCCUGAGAGUGGGAAGUCUCAGAAGGAAAUGCCUCCACUGAAAAUUGAUGAGUUUGGGCGUUUGGUCAAAGAAGGUGCUAGUGACAGUGAUUCUGAUGAUUCACGCUAUGCUAGGAAACGUGGUAAAAGAGGGAGAAGUAGGAGCCGUAGCCGAUCUCCUCCAGAUAGGAGGAGGAGGAGGAGUCCACUGAGGAGAAAGGAGAGGCGAAGCAGAUCUCGCAGUUGGUCUCCUAAGAAGCGAAGAAGCAGGAGCAAGUCCCCUGCUUUUAGGCGUCUUGGUGAGUAUGGUGGGGACAAGAUGAAACGGGACAAGGGUCAGAUGCCGACCUGCUUUGACUUUGUUCGAGGCAGGUGCUACCGUGGAGCAUCAUGUCGAUAUCUGCACCAGGACAGUAGCAAUCGUGAUGGAUCAAGGCUCCAUAAGGAUAAAGAACAGUAUCCUGAAGAUCCACCCAAUUCAAAUAAUAUUAAUUUAUGUGAGGGGAAUAAGAAUAUCCCAGUAAAAAUAUAUGCUCAGGAGCAUGAUGAAAACAAGACCCAACCAGUUCAAUUCUCUCAGGAUGCAACUGAUGGCAGCUUUUGCGCUCCAAAAGAUGGGGAUGUUAAUGACAAAAGAGAGGAAAAUUCUGCCAGGGAUUCCAUGCAAGCUGUUGCUUCAGAUCAACAUGGUAAAUCUGGGAGUUGUGGAGAUGCAACUGCUCAUGUGCUGGAAAUGCAAGAAGUUCAAGAAGGGCCUGCAAAGGCUGCCACUCAUGUUCUUGAUAAUGAGAAUUUUCAGGUACCAGAGGAGACCCAUCAGCCAUUUUCAGUUGACUGUUUUCCCUCUCAAUCAGUUACUGUAACUGAUGCCGAUAACCUGAAGUUAGCUGGUGAUACUCCUCAAGGCACACUUUUUUCCUCUGAAAGUAAAGCAAUUCAGCAAUCUCAAGCCAAUCUUUCCAUUCCUGCUCUUCAAAAUGCGGCUCAUGAGUCUCAUCAUGUAGAUGGCUCUUCCAUGUCUGGUUCUUCACCUGAUCAAAUGCCUACAACUUUCUCAAAUAAGCUUCCUUCAAGUGAACCUUAUGCAAAGAAGAUCUCUUCCAAUCCUUUGCACCCUGGAGCAAGUUCUACAAGCCAAUCGGUCUCAGCUGAAGGUUUUUCAUCUCAAUCUUUGGCACCUAGGGAGUUAUCGUCACCUGGUUCCUCUGCUGUAGAUUUCCCACAUCAUCCUUCCCAGUUGCCUCCUCCGCCUCCAUUUAUGCAAGGGGUAAAUGCCCCACAUUUGCCACAGCCUCCAAGGGAUUACAACUUGCUGCCACAAACCACAAACUUUCCAUUUCAAUCUGCCUCAGGCGAAAGUUUUUCAACGUAUCAAGCUUCACUAUCCAAUCAACAGUCUCAUUUCUCUAUAACACCAAAUUCCUCUUGGACUUCCAUGCUGCCACCACCACCUCCAGUGUCACAUUUUAAUGAUUCUGCUGUAAAUGCAGUGACUGUCACUGCUGGUGUCCCAUUGCAAUAUCAGCAGACUCAUCUGCCUCCAAGGAAUGAAUUUAUUUCUCAGAGUUUUGCAACUUCCCAUCCGACUAAAUUGCCCACUCAUUCUCAGCCGGGUGAGUUUCAGCACCGUGCCUACCCUCCUAUGCAGGAGCCACAUCUACCUCCUUUGCAGAUGGAACCAAAGUCUCUUCAUUUGGGCAACCCAUCAAGCCAACAAUUUGGAGGCCCUAGUCUUGUGAGGGAAGAUCGCUUUUCUCAGUUUCCAGUGCAGGGUUUAAUUCCUUCAAGUUCCUUUGCUCAGGGCAGCAUGUAUCCUCAACCUAUAUCUUAUUUGAGGGGAUCACCAGCGAAUAAAGUGCAACCUUUCCCUGUUGAGGAUGUUCCUCCAGGUGAAAUUCUUAAGUCAUCUUCUCAGAUUCAUACUUUCUCACAGCAGAAGCAACCACCAUAUGAUCUGUCACACUCUACAUCUGAUGCUUUUUCUGUACAUCUGGGUGUGCCUGGCAAGAUCAGUUCUUCUAUGUCAAGAUACCCAUCAGAUCUCCUGGACAGGAAUCAGUCAUCUCGUUUGUCAGACUUUGGCGGAUCACGAAUUUCAGCACACUAUAAUCCUUAUGCAUCUACUUUUGAGCAGCCACUUAGCUCCAAAUUCAGUUCUAAUGUUUUCAGACAAGAGAAGGACACGCCUUAUAGCAAUAAAUAUGAUAUGCCAUUCAGCUUGAGCCAUGUUCCAGCUGAUGAGCCUGGUGUUGGUAAUCUUGCAUCAAGACAGACAAUCUCCUCGCCUAAUUCUGCCACUGCUGGUCGACAGGUUUUGUCUAGGUCAGGAGGUGACCAAUAUGAUCCACUUUUUGACAGCAUUGAGCCAUCUUCAAACUCAUUUAGAAAAUUUGAUCACGUUCAAAAGCUGGAACCUACCAUUGAUUCUGACAUCAUGUUAAGACUUGGUGGCUCACAUAAGCCAUUGGAUGUGGAAGAAAACAAUAAGCACAAAGAGGUUGAAGCAGUUGCUGUAACUACAUCUCUUGAAAAUGAUGAAUAUGGUGAAACUGCUGAUGCAGAGGUAGGGGCUGUUGAGAAUGGUAGCCCAAGUAGUCCGAUUGACAUAGCAAACACAGCUGCAGGAGAGAUUGAGAUUGAUCAGAUUAAGUCGCCAGGGAAGAGCAAGAAAAGGAAGGACUCCAGAUCAAUGAAGCUUUUCAAAGUUGCCCUUGCAGACUUUGUGAAAGAGGUGCUAAAGCCAUCAUGGCGACAGGGUAAUAUGAGCAAAGAGGCAUUCAAGACCAUUGUCAAAAAGACAGUUGAUAAGGUAUCUGGAGCUAUGAAGAGCCACCAGAUACCAAAGUCUCAAGCAAAGAUAAAUCACUACAUUGAUUCAUCUCAGCGGAAACUGACAAAACUUGUGAUGGGGUAUGUUGACAAGUAUGUCAAAGCAUGAAAGUUCAGAUUACAAUUGAUUCCAGCCUGCAGCAGUAGAAGAUUUUAAUUAAACUUAGUGUGAUGGUGGGGGGAAGGAUGUGAUUCAGAUGGCACCGGGAAGAGUGCCAGUAGUUGGUUUGUAAAGUCCAUGCCUGCUGUUCCAAGGAAGAUGUUAAAGCCCCUGGAAAGAUGAAUUUAAUGGCAGAUUAUUAGAAUUACAACCUCAGAAAAGUUCUGAGGGAGCUUCAAAACGCGUAUGUAAAAAGCACUCCUUCAAAUUCAGUUACUACUUCUUUUACUUCUAUUAAUCAGCGGUUCUUUCCAACCAAUAACAUAAGCUGUUUGUAAAUUUUGUGAUCCAAAUUUUAUUCUCAGUAGAUACUUGAUUCUUCAUAGAUUUCAAAGUAUACUGGGGAAUCCUGUUUUCAAAAUGGAGAGUACAUAUAUUAAAGGACUAAUAUAAAAACAAAGAGGAAGAAAAUAGUUUUCUCUGCA
This is a messenger RNA of Vitis vinifera (wine grape), 5704 nucleotides long. RefSeq lists its product as uncharacterized. Gene Ontology annotation, biological process: RNA processing. Lineage: Eukaryota; Viridiplantae; Streptophyta; Magnoliopsida; Vitales; Vitaceae. Gene Ontology annotation, molecular function: RNA binding; metal ion binding. The record is from RefSeq and is a predicted model, not a curated record. The transcript is spliced from 5 exons. The coding region runs from base 510 to 5228 and encodes 1572 amino acids.